Plasmodium fragile is the source of this 474-nucleotide messenger RNA. RefSeq lists its product as uncharacterized. The record is from RefSeq and is a predicted model, not a curated record. The transcript is spliced from 2 exons. NCBI's taxonomy places the organism in Eukaryota, Apicomplexa, Aconoidasida, Haemosporida, Plasmodiidae. The coding region runs from base 1 to 474 and encodes 157 amino acids.
AUGCACAGAAUAAAAAAGGAGUACAAAAAUGAAGAGAAAAAUGAAACAAAAAAACUACUACUACACUACCCACGGGGUGACGGAGACGGCGUUGACGCCAGAGGCGUUGACGCGAGCGGCGUUGACGGAGAACGCGGUGACGGAGACGGCAACGACGGCAAGGACGGAAACGGACGGUCUGCCACACCAGUAGCGGCGAGACCAGCGAAGAAGAAGACGGUAACGAAAACGCGGUCCAGGCGCAUGGCACGACGUGGUGGUGAUGCUGGUGGUGCCGUAGGAGAGAAGGGGAAGGGGAAGAAGCACGAAACACAGGAGAAGUGUCAAGGGGAGAAAAUAUUAGAUUGGAGGCCUAGGACAAUCUACGUGGAGCAUGGUUAUAGUGUAAGUUUGAGUACAGUCAGAAAGGAAGAGGACGAAAGAGGAACAGACGGCACCGAUAAUUUAUUCAUACGGCGACAUGCAUAUGUGUAG